Messenger RNA from Mercurialis annua (annual mercury), 887 nucleotides. RefSeq lists its product as uncharacterized. The coding region runs from base 69 to 872 and encodes 267 amino acids. NCBI's taxonomy places the organism in Eukaryota, Viridiplantae, Streptophyta, Magnoliopsida, Malpighiales, Euphorbiaceae. The record is from RefSeq and is a predicted model, not a curated record. The transcript has 4 exons.
UUUAUUGGGUCAUCUUGGGACUACUUUGGUUGACGAUCGGUUCAUUCACUUGCUUGAGUGCCCUGAUUAUGAUGAUUUUCCAUGGGGAAAAUAUUCAUUCCAGUUAUUUGUUCAGUCUACUAAUUAAGAACAAGUUGUGGACUAAACAUAAUGCAUCAAGUCAAUCUGCUUUCUAUCGUUUGUAUGGUUUUCCGCAUGCUAUUCAGUUUUGGUUUUAUGAAACAUUGAUUUCUGUGCCUGAGUAUUUGUGUACUUUGAGCAAUGCUGCUGUUUAUCCUCGAUUACUGUGUUGGAGUCCGAAGGAUAUUAAGAAAAUGCAGAACUUUGAUUUUCAGGUUUUUGAUGAUGGAACUGAAAAGGUCUCAGUGCUUUCAAAUAUUGUAGCAAAUGAGUUUGAGUCAAGUCAACUUAUUGUUACUGGACUAAAUUAUCAAGGUCAAGUUGUGAAGCGAGCAAGAACUUCUGCUUCUGAUUCUGAAGAUAAAAUAUUGGAAGUGGCAAGGUCUGCUUGUAUUAAAUUUGUCCAUGAAUUGAAAGCACUAAUUUUUGAUAACAAGGCUGAUUAUUCUGAUGUGGAGUGUGACGUUCGAAAGCGCAUUUGUGCUUCUGUGGUUAGUUUUGAAGAAAAUCAAUUGAGUGAUAUUUUUGAUGACAAAUCUGGAAAGGCUGAUACUGUAGAAGAACUGAUAUAUUCUUCUGACGGUGAUUCUGAGACUGUUAAUGAGAAUAACAGUGGCUCAUCGGAGGAAACUGUGAGUGAUGAUGAUGUGAGUCAUAAGGUCUUUAAGGAGAGUGCUGUGAUUUUAAAUAAUGAAAAUGUUGUACCUGUUUCUGAAUCAGUUGGAGGAAAGGUAUUUUUUUAUUGUUGUUGAUUUCUUUAUAAUUAA